This is a messenger RNA of Macrobrachium nipponense, 2434 nucleotides long. RefSeq names its product replication protein A 70 kDa DNA-binding subunit-like (gene RpA-70). Gene Ontology annotation, molecular function: single-stranded telomeric DNA binding; damaged DNA binding. Gene Ontology annotation, biological process: nucleotide-excision repair; double-strand break repair via homologous recombination; DNA replication. Gene Ontology annotation, cellular component: nucleus; DNA replication factor A complex. Lineage: Eukaryota; Metazoa; Arthropoda; Malacostraca; Decapoda; Palaemonidae. The record is from RefSeq and is a predicted model, not a curated record.
AUGAGACCACCAUGCUAUGGAGUCCAGGCAAAACUAGCUGAGGUACCAUAUUACUGUUUCAGUUGUACAGUGGUAGAAAGGCAGGCAGCAUUAUUAAUUACUAAGGGUUACCUGAAGAAGGAUAUGAUUGAGGGUCGCCAACCUGAGGAACCUUACCUUCAAAUUCUGUCAAUGAAGAAAAUGCCGAGUGGUGGACAAGAAAGGUACCGCCUCUUGGUAUCAGAUGGUCAGUGGUGUAGCAGCUUUGCUAUGCUUGCCACUCACUCAAAUGGGUUGGUGGCUAGUGGUGAGAUAGAUAACAAUUGCAUCAUCAAGUUGAAUCGUUACAUAUGUAAUACUGUCCAGGAGAGUAAAAAGAUCUUGAUCAUCUUAGACCUUGAUGUUGUCAAGUCAGGAGAAGAAGUGGGAGGGAAAAUUGGAGAGCCUGUUACCUAUGAUCCUGCCAAAAACACGGGUGCUGCUAAUCGUCCAGCCCCCACAGAACAGAAAGAACGAACACUUCCACCAUCAGUUACUGCACAGCGAAAUCCACCCAACGUUGGUGCUUCACCCUCAAUGACUCCAGGUGGUGGUAGUGUUCAUCCAAUUGCAUCGCUGACUCCAUACCAAAACAGGUGGACUAUUUGUGCUCGAGUUACUAACAAGUCAGGAAUUAGAACAUGGUCUAACUCAAGAGGUGAAGGCAAACUCUUCAGUAUGGAUCUUCUUGAUGAAUCUGGAGAAAUAAGAGCCACUGCUUUCAAUGAACAGUUGGACAAGUUUUAUGAUAUGAUAGAGAUAAACAAUGUUUAUUACAUUACUGGUGGAACUCUGAAGACUGCAAAUAAGCAAUACUCAAAUCUCAAUAAUGAUUAUGAGCUGACACUGAAUAAGAUGACGGAGGUGACUCCAUGUCAUGAGAAUACUGCUAUUCCAUCUAUGCAGUACUCAUUUGUGCCCUUGGAUCAGUUAGAAAAAGUUACAAAGGACUCUGUUGUUGAUAUCAUUGGUGUCUGCAAAGAAGCUAUGGAUGUAUCGGUUAUUACACAACGAACAACAGGAAGAGAGCUGAAGAAACGAGAUUUGCUCGUUAUUGAUGACUCAGCACAUGAGGUCAGAGUUACUCUUUGGGGGACAAGUGCAGAAAAUUUUGAUGGAUCAUUACAACCUGUCCUUGCAAUUAAGGGUGCAAAGGUUUCAGAUUUUGGCGGUGUUUCAUUGUCCCUUCUGUCUUCAUCAUCUUUCCAGAUCAAUCCUGAUAUAAGGGAAGCACACAAACUCAAGGGUUGGUUUGAUAAUGGUGGUUCCACAGCAGAGUCUAUCAACUUAUCCAACCAGAGGAGUGGUGGUCCCUCAGGUGGGAUGGGUAAUGUUUACAAAACAUUUGGAGAAGCGAAACUGGAGAAUUUAGGUGGAAGACAAGACCAAGCUGAUUACUACUCCGUUAAAGCCUCUGUUGUUUUGAUAAGAAAGGAAAAUUGUUUAUACCCAGCAUGCCCAUCUGCUAAUUGCAACAAGAAAGUUGUGGAUCUCAAUAAUGGCAUGUAUCGCUGUGAAAAAUGCAAUCAGGAGUAUGAUAAUUUCAAUUGGAGACUGAUGGUUUCAGCUAAUCUUGCUGACAUUAGUGAUAACCAGUGGGUUACACUGUUCCAAGACCAGGCUGAAGCUAUACUAGGGGUGUCUGCCCAGGAAUUAGGAGGUAUGAGAGAUAACAAUAAUGAAGCUUUCCAGAACAUUUUUGCAGAAGCAACAUUCAAAAGUUUCAACUUUAGGCUGCGGGUCAAGAUGGAAACAUAUAAUGAUGAAAGCAGAUUGAAGAAUACAGUUGCAGUUUGUACGCCAAUUGUCCCAAAGGAAUACAACAAACGACUAAUAUCAGAAAUCAAGCAGAUGAUUGGCCAAGCUUAAGUCCUUUCUUUUACUAUUUUUCAUUUUGUAGCUUUGAAUUACUGUAAGAUCUGUUCUAAGAUUUUAUGUAUCAUAAAAUCUCUUUAAGCAUUGACCUUUUCUCAUAAAACAUUUUUUCCACAGUAUUUAUUACACUCAUUUUUUCCUUUGAAGCCAGAGGAUUUGUAGUUAAUUGUAGAUUUUGAUCAGGAACGUUUAUAAAUCAAGCUGUAGUGUACUGUGGUUGAGUGUUUAGUAUUUACAUUAUCAAGAAGAGAAUGCAUCUUUCAUUUAUUUUACUAGCAUCAGUUUUUGAGUAUAUAGUAAGUGACAUGUGGAUAUUCUUCAGGGUACAAAACUGGAACAGUGUUUCAUUUAAACUUAGUAAAAUGGUAGUACCAAUUUAACAUAACUUAUAUAAUAUAAUUUUGUUUUUAUAACUUUUCCCCAAACCCAACUGUAUCUUUAUGUAUAAGAUAUUUUAUGGGAAGAAUUAUACACAAGAAACUGAAAAUAUAUUUGUUGUUGGUAGAUUUGUCAUUCAUAGAAAUAUAAAUUUGAUUAUUCA